GUGAUCAGGGAGAUGAGGGGAGGAGAGAGCAGCAUCCCACUAUGGGAAUGAGCAUCUGUUCCUGCACAUCACGGCUCCCCUUUCCUAUAUUCACAUCCCAGGCAGCAUGAGCCAGGAGGGAGACAGCUAGCCCAGGCGCUUGUGCUUAGAGAGGGAUUCUUGGCGAAACCCAUGCACCCCCAGCUUAGAGGAUGGCAUGCUGUACUGGGAGAUGCACCUUAAUUCUACUCUGCACCCUUCAGCUGGUAGCAGCACUUGAGCGUCAAGUUUUUGAUUUCCUUGGCUACCAAUGGGGUCCUAUAUUGGCCAACUUUCUACAUAUCGUUGUCACCAUCCUCGGCUUGUUUGGGACCCUGCAGUACAGACCCCGUUAUGUUAUUGCUUAUGCCAUAUGGGCUGCCAUCUGGGUGACGUGGAACGUUUUCCUUAUCUGUUUUUACUUGGAAGUAGGAGAUUUGAAUAAGGAAAGUGAUCUCCUUACAUUCCACGUGUCCCAGCACCAGUCCUGGUGGAGUGAACAUGGGCCCGGUUGUGUGAGGAAAGAAGCCCCCGUAGCUGGAGUGGUUGGACUGGAGAGUCACUCCUAUGUUUCUGUAAUUGGCUGCACAGUCGAGUACCAGUACAUCGAGGUGAUGCAUAGUGCCCUGCAGAUUCUGCUGGCGCUGCUGGGAUUUGUGUACGCCUGCUAUGUCACUAGUGUCUUCACGGAAGAAGAGGACAGCUUUGAUUUCAUUGGUGGAUUUGACCCAUUCCCUAUGUACCAUGUCAAUGAAAAGUCCAACCAACUGUUAUUCAAGCAGACUUACCUGCCGGCGUAAGUGACCAAUGCCCAAAACAAGAAAGCGGAUUCCUUCUGCCAAAGUCCACGGACCCACAGCAAUAAUUUAUCUUUCCAGCAAGGAAGGGGUUUAAGCACGGGUGAAGAGACGCACCAAGGAUCUGUGCUCACAUCAAGCCCUCGUGCUCCCACCAAAUAUACUUUGUAUCCUCCGGCCUUAGUUCAUAAAGGGUGACCUUUUAAGCCUGGUCCUGCAACGCCUUAACCAGACCCGUUUUUUGCUGAAAUAAAGAUGCUGGGCGCUAGGCCUUUACUGCAGAUGAGUGCGACAUUAAUGUAGGGACAUUAGUAGCAGCAACUGCAGGUGGAGCAGCACAACCUUAUUAUCCGUCUGUGGCUGAAUAGCCCAGUCCCCUACAGACCCACUAGCUGGAGGCAUCUGGGUGAUUCUAUGUGGCCAGAGCACUAGGAUUUGCACAGCUUCUCUGACAUCACACGUGCAAAGUCCUAUAUGUUCUACACCCUGUCGAUAGGAUCCCUGGUCAGUGGUUUAUGGCGACGCUGCAGUGCUAUUGGGGAGGGUGAUGUUUGUCUAUCUAUGUGCAGGGUCUGUGCUUGCCACAGGCAAGUUUUAUCCAUGUAUUUGUUUGAUUUUAUUCUAAAUACAUUUUUAUAGUGUU
This is a messenger RNA of Xenopus laevis (African clawed frog), 1458 nucleotides long. RefSeq names its product Sodium/potassium transporting ATPase interacting 4 L homeolog (gene nkain4.L). NCBI's taxonomy places the organism in Eukaryota, Metazoa, Chordata, Amphibia, Anura, Pipidae. Gene Ontology annotation, biological process: regulation of sodium ion transport. Gene Ontology annotation, cellular component: plasma membrane; membrane. The record is from RefSeq and is a predicted model, not a curated record. The transcript is spliced from 7 exons. Bases 192 to 818 code for a protein of 208 amino acids.